This is a messenger RNA of Oryza brachyantha (malo sina), 1143 nucleotides long. RefSeq names its product probable aquaporin TIP3-1. Gene Ontology annotation, molecular function: water channel activity. Gene Ontology annotation, biological process: water transport; transmembrane transport. NCBI's taxonomy places the organism in Eukaryota, Viridiplantae, Streptophyta, Magnoliopsida, Poales, Poaceae. The transcript has 3 exons. The record is from RefSeq and is a predicted model, not a curated record. Gene Ontology annotation, cellular component: membrane. The coding region runs from base 44 to 832 and encodes 262 amino acids.
GACGGCGAGAGUGGGUGGGUGGGUGAGCGAGUGAUCGGCGGAGAUGAGCACGGCGGCGAGGCCAGGGCGGCGGUUCACGGUGGGGCGGAGCGAGGACGCGACGCACCCGGACACCAUCCGCGCCGCCAUCUCCGAGUUCCUCGCCACCGCCAUCUUCGUCUUCGCCGCCGAGGGCUCCAUCCUCUCCCUCGGGAAGCUGCACCAGGGCACGAGCACGCCGGGAGGGCUGGUCGCGGUGGCGCUGGCCCACGCGCUGGCGCUGGCCGUGGCGGUGGCGGUGGCCGUCAACAUCUCCGGCGGGCACGUCAACCCGGCCAUCACGUUCGGCGCGCUCCUCGGCGGCCGCGUCUCGCUCGUCCGCGCGGUCUUCUACUGGGUGGCGCAGCUGCUCGGCGCCGUCGUCGCCACCCUCCUCCUCCGCCUCACCACCGGCGGCAUGCGGCCGCCGGGGUUCACGCUGGCGUCGGGUGUGGGCGACUGGCACGCGGUGCUGCUGGAGGCGGUGAUGACGUUCGGGCUCAUGUACGCCUACUACGCGACGGUGAUCGACCCGAAGCGCGGCCACGUCGGGACCAUCGCGCCGCUCGCCGUCGGCUUCCUCCUCGGCGCCAACAUGCUCGCCGGCGGGCCGUUCGACGGCGCCGGGAUGAACCCGGCGCGGGUGUUCGGCCCGGCGCUCGUCGGCUGGCGCUGGAGGCACCACUGGGUGUACUGGCUCGGCCCCUUCGUCGGCGCCGGCCUCGCCGGCCUGCUCUACGAGUACCUCGUCAUCCCGUCCGCCGACGCCGCCCCGCACGGCGCGCACCAGCCGCUGGCGCCGGAGGAUUACUAGACCCCCCCCCCACCGCCGGCCGCCGGCCGCCGGUCGCCGCCGGUGUCCGGCCACAUAUGUACCAGCCGUGGUGUGUUUGCAACAAAAUUAUGUUUCUUGGUUUGUUUGUGAGUGAGAGUGAUCGAGUGGUUAAUAAGGGGUGACGUGUCAGCUUAAUUUGCCCCCAGUGCUGUGAUGGACGGUCCAGAUCAGCUCGUGUACAUUUAAAUGUUUGUUGGUUACUCGGAUGAUGUUCCGUAUGAACAGUGAACUACCUGUGUGUAAUGAUAAUAAAUAAUUAAGUUUCGAUUACAGAGUGAAAUCCAGCUCAA